AUGGUUUCGCCCCUAGCCGCUACGCCCAAUCCGUUCCGUGGAGUGGUGGUCAACACCGCUGAACUGCCAAUCGAUCCCGAUGAAUUCGCCACGCGAUUGGACGCCUCCAUAGCAGAGUGGCGGGACGCGGGUUACGAGGUGGGCUGGGUGGACAUCCCCAUCGGAUUGGCUUCACACGUCCCCAUCGCCGUACAGCGCGGAUUUGGCUACCACCACGCGGACGGCGACGGUAUUACGGCGACCCUGACCCUCGUACCCGGUUCGUUCAUCCCGUCAUACGCGACCCACUACGUGGGGGCCGGAGGCGUGGUGGUCAACGACCGGAACGAAUUGCUGGUGGUCUGUGAACGCUACCGCAUCGACAAUCGCCCUCCCUUCUACAAGCUUCCCGGAGGAGCCCUGGAGCCUGGCGAGAACAUCGUCGAUUCCAUCGUCCGCGAGGUCUUGGAGGAGACCGGAAUCGAGGCUGAAUUCCAGGCGCUGGCCUGCUUCCGCCACUGGCACGGAUACCGUUACGGCAAGUCGGACAUCUACUUCGUCUGCCGCCUGAAAGCGCUGACCCAGCAGAUCAAGAUGGGCGAAACGGAGAUCGAGGAAUGCCUCUGGAUGCCCGUCAACGAUUUCAUGGCAGACGACGACAUCAGCCCCUUUUAA
Messenger RNA from Geodia barretti, 654 nucleotides. The record is from the annotation of a GenBank genome assembly. NCBI's taxonomy places the organism in Eukaryota, Metazoa, Porifera, Demospongiae, Tetractinellida, Geodiidae.